UGGGUGUCGGGGGGGGGGGGGAGAUGUGGUUGUGCAUCCCAAGUCCUUCUCUUUUCUCUAUUCUGUUCCUAGGACUCAGAACUCCAGCACUCACCACUUUUCUUCCUGAACAUCCUGAGUCUGAAUUUCAGUUCUAGAACGUUCCAAGGCAACUGCCCCUGCUGCAGUGCACAGACCUCUCCUAAUAGGAGAGCUUUCCCAGAGGCACCAUUGCCCUCAGAUCAAGAGCAUCCCGAAGCAGACAAGCAGCAGCCCUUCCUUGUCCCUGCUUGUGUGGACCUAGCUGGUCUUCUGAAGCAGUCGAGUUUGGAGAAAGACCAAGGCUGGGAUACCCGGAUGCUCUUGGAGUCUUUGCUCUUCUACCAUAAAGAGUCAUGGCUUGGGCCUCCAGCUUUGAUGCAUUCUUUAAGAAUUUUAAGAGGGAAAGCCAAAUCCUCUCUGAGGAAAACAUCAUCUUGAUUAAACACUACACUGAGACAAAUAGGCUCGAGAAAGCACUUUCUGUAAUCCACAAUGCACUGAGAGACAUCGAGAAUGCACCUCUGAACAUUGCUGUGACAGGGGAGACAGGGACAGGGAAGUCCACGUUCAUCAAUGCCCUGAGAGGUUUGGGGCAGGAAGACGUAGGUGCAGCCCCCACUGGGGUGACAGAGACAACCUUGAAAAGAAUUCCGUACCUGCACCCAAUGUUUUCCCAGGUGACACUAUGGGACCUGCCUGGCAUUGGGUCCACUUCCUUCCCACCAGAAAACUACCUAACAGAAAUGAAGUUUGGUCAAUAUGACUUCUUUAUUAUCAUCUCGGCUACACGCUUCAAAGAAAAUGAUGCCCAGCUAGCCAAAGCCAUCACCAAGAUGAAUAUGAAUUUCUACUUUGUCCGAACCAAGAUAGAUACUGACAUAGAUAAUGAACAGAAGAGUAAACCUAAGACUUUCAAUAAGGAGAAUGUCCUGACGAAAAUCCGAGGUGACUGUUCAAGACAUCUCCAGAAGACUUUCUCCAGUGAGCCUCGAAUCUUCUUAGUCUCUAGCUUUGAUUAGUCCGACUUUGACUUCCCAGAGCUGCAGAACACCCUACUGAGAGAGCUCCCAGCCCACAAGCGCCAUGUCUUCAUGCUGUCCUUAAGCAGCGUUACUGAGGCCACCAUUAACCUCAAGAGAGAUUCCCUGAAGCAGAAAGCCUUCCUAGAGGCCCUGAAGACUGGAGUACUGGCCACCAUUCCACUUGGUGGCAUGAUCAUGGAUGACAUUGAGAACCUGGAUGAAACAUUCAAUCUCUACAAGUCUUGCUUUGGCCUGGAUGAUGCCUCACUGGAAAACAUUGCCAAGAAAUUUAACACACCUGUCAAUACACUCAAGGCACGCCUUCGGUUUCCCCAUUUGUUUACACAGAAGAACAAUGAGUCCUUAGAGGACAAACUGUGGAAAUAUAUCCAUCACAUUUCUUCAGUUACUGGUGGUCCAGUCGCUACUGGCUUUUAUUUGGGUCAGGCUUACUAUUUGCAGAAUCUCUUUAUUGAUGCUGCAGCAAAUGAUGCCAUAGCUCUUCUUAAUAAGGAAGAUCUUUUAGAAAACGAGCACUGCCCCCUCCAUACAGAAAGGGCUGUGUGUGAACCAGGAACACCUCUACCAUAAAGAGUCAUGGCUUGGGCCUCAUGCAUCGAUGAAUUCUUUAAGAAUUUUAAGAGGGAAAGCCAAAUCGUCUCUGAAGAAACCAUUACCUUGAUUAAAUCCCACAUUGAGAACGGAAACCUCCAGGAAGCACUUUUUGUAAUCCACAGUGCACUGAGCGACAUCGAGAAUGCCUCCCUGAACAUUGCUGUGACAGGGGAGACAGGGUCGGGGACGUCCUCAUUCAUCAAUGCCCUGAGAGGGGUGGGGCAUGAAGAAGAAGGAGCAGCCCGCACUGGGGCGACAGAAACCACCACAGAGAGAACUCCUUAUCUACACCCAAAGCUUCCCCAGGUGACACUAUGGGACCUGCCUGGCAUUGGAUCCACUUCCUUUCCACCAGAGAAGUACCUAACAGAAAUGAAGUUUGGUGAGUAUGACUUCUUCAUUAUCAUCUCUACUUCACGCUUCAAAGAAAAUGAUGCCCAGCUAGCCAAAGCCAUCGCAAGGAUGAACAUGAAUUUCUACUUUGUCAGAGCCAAGAUAGACAGCGACAUAUAUAAUGAAAAGACGAGCAAACCUAAAGCUUUCAACGAGAAGAAAGUCCUGAAGAAUAUUCUAGAAGAAUGUUCACGUCAUCUCAAGGAGGCUCUCUCCAGUGAGCCUCCAGUCUUCUUAGUCUCUAACUUUGAUACGUCUAAGCAUGACUUCCCAAUACUGGAAAGCAAACUCCUAUUUGAUCUCCCAGCCCACAAGCGCCAUGUCUUCAUGCUGUCCUUGAGCAGUGUUACUGAGGCCACCAUUAACCUCAAGAGAGAUUCCCUGAAGCAGAAAGUCUUCCUAGAGGCCCUGAAGGCUGGAGCAUGGGCCACCAUUCCAUUUGUUGGCUUGAUCAGGGAUGAGUUAGAGGAUCUGGAUGAAACAUUCAAUCAAUUCAGGUCUUACUUUGGGCUGGAUGAUGCCUCACUGGAAGAGAUUGCAAAAGAUUUUCGCAUGCCUCUGAUUGCAUUCAAGGUGCACCUUCGGUUUCCCCAUUUGUUUGAAGAAGAUGACGAUGUGUCUUUAGGGAGAAAACUAUGGAAAUAUAUCCAGAUUAUUUCCUCAGUUAUUGGUGGUCCCAUUUCUGCUGGCUUUUAUUUCAAAAAGUCUUACUAUCUGCAGAAUCUCUUUAUUGAUGCUGCAGCAAAUGAUGCCAUAGCUCUUCUUAAUAAGGAAGCUCUUUUUGAAGAGAAGGUGGGACCUUAUGUAUCUAAGCCUCCUGAUUACUGGGAAUGACGGGAAAAAGAGACACAAGUUCCAAUCAAGUGUUUACUCUUGGCCUUGCUUUGGACACUGCCUGACAAACGAACCUUGUCUGUGGAGCUCAGAGGGCUCCUCCUUUUCCUCCCCAGGAGACAGAAGAUCACUGUGGCAAGAGCUCAGUUGUACUUUAGUAGGAAACAGUCAUCAACACUGUGUAAAAAACAAAAACAAACAAACAAAAAAACAAAAAAACCCCAAACAAACAAAAAAAAAACACUGUAAAAAAAAAGGAAAUCUCUUUUUCUUUAAAAUAGUAUGUAAAACACACAUGAAAAUAUUGAUAUAAUUCCUGAUUUUAUGGUCUAAUGACUCCUGGAUCCUUUACCCUUCUGAAAGUCUCCACACACUUCUGCAGCUCACAGCCAUUUCUGCUUUGUCUCUUUUCCUUGAGGGCAUCUGAUGCCCAACACUGUGUAGAUAAACACACCGCAGUAAGAGGUGGAAACCCCACACAAGAGUCACAUGACAGAUGGAGACUGUUGUUAUUAGCAAAGCUCCGUGCAGGAUGAGCUUGGUAAAAACAGAAGUAUAAACAUUUGUAUAGAUCCUCUUGCCUCACACAGAUAAGGAUGUCUAUUUCCUAUCCUGCACUGCCAAUCAGAGUGAAUUGAAAUUCACCCAAUGUGAUUGGCAACUGCCACUUUAAUUAUAAACUGUCUCUCCUUGUUGUAAUUUCUCUCAUAAAAAUAAAUAAAAUAAAUUAAAAAAAUCUG
This is a messenger RNA of Myodes glareolus (Bank vole), 3625 nucleotides long. NCBI's taxonomy places the organism in Eukaryota, Metazoa, Chordata, Mammalia, Rodentia, Cricetidae. The record is from RefSeq and is a predicted model, not a curated record.